AAUUGUGUGAAUUUUGGUCCAUUCGUGCCCAGUUUGAGAUGCUGAACGCGGAGCUGGAGGGGAACCAGGACUUGGCCAACUCGCGCAUGGCCGAGCUGGAGAAGCUGCAGCUGGAGCUGCAGGCGGCCGUGAGGGGACAGGAGCGCCUCAAGGUGGCUCUGCGCUCGCUGCCCGAGGAGGCGGUGAAGGAGGCCCUGGAGUACAAGGUGCUGCAGUCGCAGUUCUCGCUGCUCUACCACGAGAGCCUGCAGGUGAAGACGCAGCUGGACGAGGCGCGGGCGCUGCUGCUGGCCACCAAGAACAGCCACCUGCGCCACAUCGAGCACAUGGAGGUGGGGCCUCACCUGCCCAGGUGUCCUCAGGUGUCCCCCGGGGGGUCCCGCCCCAUUAACCGCGAGAUGCGGCACCUGAUCAGCUCGCUGCAGAACCACAACCACCAGCUCAAGGGCGACGUGCAGCGCUACAAGCGCAAGCUGCCUGAGGUGCAGGCCGAGAUCGGCAUGGUGGGCGGGGCCACCGCCGGGGGGCGGGGCCACGACCGGGGGGCGGGGCCACAAAACCCGAGAGGGUGGGUGUGGUCACUUUAA
Passer montanus (Eurasian tree sparrow) is the source of this 587-nucleotide messenger RNA. RefSeq names its product E3 ubiquitin-protein ligase BRE1B-like. Gene Ontology annotation, molecular function: ubiquitin protein ligase activity. The coding region runs from base 39 to 587 and encodes 182 amino acids. Gene Ontology annotation, cellular component: nucleus; HULC complex. NCBI's taxonomy places the organism in Eukaryota, Metazoa, Chordata, Aves, Passeriformes, Passeridae. The record is from RefSeq and is a predicted model, not a curated record. The transcript has 5 exons.